GUGGGAGAUUCAGCCACCUCAGCGCGAACGUUCUCCCUUAGACAAGAUGCAGAAGACACGUCGUUCCGAAGCAAGUUUCGGGAUGACCUUUCAAUACAAAAUUCUGGAUGGAGCUCCCAACGACAAUACUCAUUACGGCCUGGAACUCGCAACGCUGGCUGAUCUACCUGAAGAUGCACUCAAAGAAGCCCAUCGAGUGGCUAAUCAUCUGGCUGAAUUGCAAACCCGACACCGAGGACACAGCGAGAGCAGCAAGAUCGCAUCGAGAAGAAAAGCUUUGCUGAGGCUCCGCACGCAACUUACUCAAGCAUACGAACAUUCCGCACUUCCGGAUAAGGAGCUUCUGGAUUAUAUUGCGCGGUUCCAAACGGAUAUCACCAAGGCGUUUCUCUAUAAUGAUUCGUGA
This is a messenger RNA of Marasmius oreades (fairy-ring Marasmius), 406 nucleotides long. RefSeq lists its product as uncharacterized. The transcript is spliced from 4 exons. The record is from RefSeq and is a predicted model, not a curated record. The annotation marks the transcript as partial. Lineage: Eukaryota; Fungi; Basidiomycota; Agaricomycetes; Agaricales; Marasmiaceae.